AUGGAGAACACACGCUCAACAGUAGUGCCUGCUGUGCAGCAGAUUAAAAACCAUUUCUUGGCUGUUCUGCCCGCCGGGACGCUCUUCGGCGCCACUGUCGCUAUGAGGCUACCGCAGUACCCUUAUCGUGAUGUUGUGAUUUUCUCUCUAUUGACCGUGUCUGGACUGGUCUCCGUCUUAGUCCAUGCAUCGGCCUUCCAACAAGCACGUCUUGGUCGCGUUGCAAUCUUUGUUGCUCUGGGUUUCGCAAUCUCUCGAUCCCGUUUUUUCACUGAAAACCCACUAUCACUGAACGACUUAUCAAUAGCACUCCGGGAAUAUAUUUUCGUGAUGGCAGUGGCACUGUCUGUGGUAGCCAUGAUGUCAUCUGGCACAGAUAAGUCCAGACAACUGUCUGACAGCAUCGUUAGUGAAGAAAGGGCCCUUUCCCCAGAGUCAUGGAAUACGUGGUACAGGCCAAGCACAAAACAAUCAUGGGACCUAGCCUCUUCCAGAAGCCAUUUGGAUCUUCUCUCGAACCUAGGUUCGCUGGACCUCAAAUUCAUGUCAGGACCCAAAUCCCACUACUCGGACCAUUCAGGUAGCGGAGAGUCUGCAGUCACGCUCUCCUCCGGCCUCAGGCGUGACCCGAGUAAGAUCAUGGAAAUCGUUCAAUGGGCCACAGCUGCAGCUCCGCCCACAUUCGGAAGAAAAGGAGACUCAACAUCAACCGAAACAGUGCUACAUGAGCUUUCAGCCUAG
This is a messenger RNA of Fusarium poae, 741 nucleotides long. RefSeq lists its product as uncharacterized. The coding region runs from base 1 to 741 and encodes 246 amino acids. The transcript is spliced from 3 exons. Lineage: Eukaryota; Fungi; Ascomycota; Sordariomycetes; Hypocreales; Nectriaceae. The record is from RefSeq and is a predicted model, not a curated record.